Molecule: messenger RNA, 2492 nt
Organism: Carassius carassius (crucian carp)
Lineage: Eukaryota; Metazoa; Chordata; Actinopteri; Cypriniformes; Cyprinidae
Exons: 2
Coding region: 114-1523 (469 amino acids)
Source: RefSeq, a predicted model, not a curated record
AGUGCAGAUGGAUCUUGCAUUUGUAGCGAGUUCUGGCGAAUGAUCAGUUUUACAGAUAAAAGCAGUAUUGUUCAUUUCUUUGAUCAUCUUUCACCAUUGUAUCACACAUCAAAAUGAUUAUGUCAACCAUCCCCAUCGGUUUUCCUGAGAGUGCAGUGCAGUCCUCAUCUUCUGAGCUCUCAGAUGAGUUCACCGCUGCCCUCGCUGCAGGACGGUGGUGGGCAAUAAUGGAGGUCUCCUCUCCUAUAUCUGAGGAGCCUGAAUAUGGGGACCUAACCUCACUCAGGUUCCCGCACUCAGGCUUCUCAGAAUCAACACUGAAUACCAAGGAAUCUUGGAGGCAGAAGAAGACACAGAGUACACCCAUGCCUCCCAGGUACCUAAAGGGAGCACCUGUGCCUGCCUUUGCUGAGAAGAGGGACCACACCUCAUCACUGGUCUUCAACAAUGCAUCGGAGAAGGCUGUGUCUCUGCACUCAGGCUUCUCAGAUGCAAAGCUCAAGACCACGGAGCAACAGAGGAAGUGGAGGCAGAAGAAGCCACAGGGACCACCUGUGCUUGCUGGGUCUGAGAAGGUUGAGUGUGGGAACUCACUGAAGACCACUAAGCAGGUGAGGCAACAGUGGAGACAGAAUAAGCCUCAGGGAUCGCCUGUGCUUGCUGGGUCUGAGAAGGCUGAGUAUGGGAACUCAUUGAAGACCACUAAGCAGGUGAGGCAAGAGUGGAGACAGAAGAAGCCUCAGGGACCAACUGUGCCUGGUGACUCCCCCCAUGGACAUCCUGUGCCCACUCGGUCCCAACAACGUGGAAAAAUCAGGAUCCCUGAGCAUCUGAGGCAGCACCUGCUACAGGCCGCCAAUGAACUGGGAGCAACUGUGCCUGCUAGGUCCCCACAGGGACCACCAGUUCCUACAAAGUCUCUACAGAUAGAACCUGUGCCUGCCUCAAAGGUGCAAAAUUUAAAUACCCCUGAGCCACUAAGGCAGGAGCUACAGCAGAAGAAGCCUCAAGCCUCUUCUCACAAGGGAGCACGUGUACUCAACAAGACCCCGGAGAGGCAAUGGCUAAAAAUCCCUGAGCCGCUGAGGCCGGAGCUGCUGCAGCUGUCUUACCGAGCCUCAUCAGUAAAGGGAGAACUUGUUCCCCAAAAGACCCAGGAAAAGCAGAGGCUCAAGAUGCCUGAGCCAUUAAAGCAGGAGCUGCUGCAGGUGUCAUCUAGAGCCUCUACUGAAAAGGGAGCACCUGUGCCUCAAAAGAUCCAGGAGAGGCAGAGGCUCAAGAUACCUGAGCGGCUGAGGCAGGAACUGCUCCAGAAGCCUCAAGCCUCUCCUGCAGAGGGUAAACCCAUGUCUUCCAAGUCCCCAAAGGAAGCACCUUUAUCUGACAGGAACCCUGUUCAUACCGGGGGCUCACAGGGAUCAGGAGUGCUCUCCAGUUCUCCACUGCCCACUGGGUGUCUGAAGGAAGCAGCAGUACCCACCAAAACCAUGAAGGCAGAAAAACGGAGGCUUGCUGAGCACUGAGCAUGCCUGUCUCUUCCACCCAAGGGCUACAUAUGCCCUCCUGGACCUCAAAAGUGGCACCCGUGUAUUCUGGGACCUUACAGGGAGCCCUUGUGACCAGAAGCUCCCCACGACUGGGAGCAAACCCAAGAAUCACAGAGCAGCAGAAGCAGAAGCAGAAGCGGAGGGAGCAGUGGAGACAGCAGCAGAGACAGCAGAGAGAGCAGAAGGCAUCAGUAAGUUCUUUCCAUUUCUGAUUUUUACUUAUUCUCAGAUUUACGUCUUCAGUCUUCACCUAAGCUACUAUGUUAUCUACUGUAGGUCAUUUACUUAAAAUCUCAUGACUUAUAUUUCGAAAUGAUAGGAAGAUAUAUCUUUGGAAUUAAGAAGCACUCCUUAAACCUGCGUAGCAUCACAUGGUUGUGUCCCUUUCUUCAACAGGACAAUAUAGAUGUGUAUGAGCCUCCACAAAAAAUACUCUGUGUGGAAAUCGACAAGGUGCCACUGAAGCCUAAACUGCAGAAGCAGAACCAUCAAGCCCCACAGCUCAUGUCCCAGCUCACCCUGAAGAUGGUUAGUCCCUUCGAUCCCACAGUUUUACACUGGCUUAACUAAAGCACUAAAGCUUCUAUUUUCAGAAGUCUGGGAUGUGUAUCAUAUCCUUUUCAAUUCAUAAACCUCUCUAAUACUGAAAUAGUAGAAGCAAUAUAUCUUUAGAUUUUCUUAAAUAAGCACUCAUUAAUCUGCUUAGUGUAACAACAUAAUGUCUGUUCCUUCAACAGGACAAUGCAGGUGUGAGCUGGUCACCUCCAGAAAAAAGGGAGUGCAUGGCGAGCGAAAUCAGAGACCAACAACUGGGGCCAGGCUUAAAGCAUUUAUGUAGUAUAUUCAUAUGUUUAACAGAAUAUUUAAAUAUUUAGUAUUCAUGUGUAUUGUAUUUGAAUUGAUUUAAUAUGAUUGUAUGUAUAAUAAAAAAUAAAAUCUAAACGU